CAGCAGCGGCCGGUGAAACAGUCUCUCAGCAAGUCCUUGUGCCGAGAGUCCCACUGGAAAUGCCUGCUGCUGUCCCUCCUCAUGUACGGCUGCAUGGGAGCCAUGACCUGGUGCCACGUCACCAAGGUGACCCGGCUGACAUUUGACAGUGCUUACAAGGGCAAGUCCAUGAUGUACCACGACAGCCCCUGUUCCAAUGGCUACGUCUACAUCCCCUUGGCCUUCCUGGUGAUGCUCUACGUGGUGUACCUGGUGGAGUGCUGGCACUGCUACACCCGCAACGAGCUGCAGUACAAAGUGGACGUGGAGAGUGUGCACGAGCGUGUGCAGCGGAUGCACCGCUACCGCAAUGGGGAUGCCUACACCACCACCCAGGUAUAUCACGAGAGGGUCAACACCCAUGUGGCAGAGGCCGAAUUCGAUUAUUCCAACUGUGGAGUUAAGGACAUCUCCAAGGACCUCAUUGACUUAGAGAGCUACCCGGCCACGCGGCUCCGCUUCACCAAGUGUUUCAGCUUUGCCAAUGUGGAGUCGGAGAACUCCUACCUGACCCAGCGGGCCCGCUUCUUCACAGAGAAUGAGGGCUUGGAUGACUACAUGGAGGCCAGGGAAGGCAUGCACCUCAAAAAUGUGGACUUCAAGGAAUACAUGGUGGCCUUUUCCGACCCAGACAACCUGCCUUGGUAUGUAUCCCACUAUGUCUUCUGGGUGGCGGCUCUGCUGACCCUGUCCUGGCCCCUGCGGGUGCUAAAUGAGUACCGCACCUCGUACGUCCAUUACCAUGUGGAGAAACUCUUUGGGUUCGACUAUGUGGCGGUGACGCCGGCCGAGGAGCGCUCCUUCUGCCGGAGGAUGCCCCGCGUCAACACAGUGGACAGCACCGAGCUGGAGUGGCACAUCCGAUCCAACCAGCAGCUGGUGCCCAGCUACUCGGAAGCGGUCCUGAUGGACUUGGUGGGGCGACGCAGCUGCCUCUGGCAGAGCCGGAGCGGGAGCCUGAACGAGCAGAGCUGCCCCACGGAGCAGACCCGCCUCUCCAGCCAGGUGACUGUGGAGGAGGAAGACCCCCCUCCUUACCAGGACGCCCUUUACUUCCCCAUCCUCAUCGUGCACCGCAACGAAGGCUGCCUGAACCAUGACCACCGUCACCUCCACCGCAACGGGUCCUGCGUGGAGACCUCACUGUGA
Nestor notabilis (Kea) is the source of this 1188-nucleotide messenger RNA. RefSeq names its product transmembrane protein 151B (gene TMEM151B). The transcript has 3 exons. The annotation marks the transcript as partial. The record is from RefSeq and is a predicted model, not a curated record. Lineage: Eukaryota; Metazoa; Chordata; Aves; Psittaciformes; Psittacidae.